Messenger RNA from Seminavis robusta, 2588 nucleotides. Lineage: Eukaryota; Bacillariophyta; Bacillariophyceae; Naviculales; Naviculaceae. The record is from the annotation of a GenBank genome assembly.
AAACUUCCAAACUUCAAAGAAAGAAAAGGGCUCUCACCAUCAAGGUACCACCACAUUGCUGGGAGAUUCAUUUGCUAUCAACGCAGAAGAUAGUUGCAUUCUAACGCCCUUCAGUACGCACAGUUCAUCAUGCUCCAUCGGGCUUGCUAUCUGUUCUAUUUCACGUGGAUUGGAAGUGCCUUCACGGGGGCAUUUACGCUGCCUCCUCCAAUUUUUAGCGCAAGAGUUACCCCCACAUUUUCAUCGGCCGUCUAUUCUUCUUCUGCCGCCACGGAAGAAGAAUCUGCCGUCAAGAAGACUACUAAGAAACGACAAGAAGACUAUGCUCGGGGAGCCGCUCUGCUGCUGGAAAAUGUGGCCAUUUCACGAGGACCAGCCCAAAUAUUAAAGAGCAUUGAUUGGCGUGUGGAACCUCGGACCAAAUGGGCAUUAAUUGGAGGCAAUGGGUCUGGAAAAUCCACCCUGCUGAAAGCUGUGGCGGGAGAAAUCCUGUACGACGGAGACAUUCAUCUGGGCGGUGGGGAUAUUGGUUAUCUCCAGCAAACUGCCGUCAGUGGAUCCACCAAGACAGUCUAUGAGGAAGCCGCGUCUGGAAUGGUAGAAUUGCAGAAGGCCAAGGAUUAUCUGGAACGUAUACAACAACAACUUGCCAAUGCGGAUGAUGAUAAUGGUCAAGACAAUGAGAAACUGCUCCAGGAACUGGACCGAGCCAACACACUAUUUGAAGCAGCCGGUGGAUACACACAAGAACAAAAGGUUGCCACGGUUUUGAAAGGUCUGGGAUUUCAUGACUUGGAUAUACGCUGUGAUGAGUUGUCAGGAGGAUGGCAGAUGAGAGUCUCCUUUGCAAAACUGUUGCUAAGUGAACCAAAACUUUGUCUCAUGGACGAACCAGGAAAUCAUCUGGAUGCCGCUGCUAGAAAGUGGUUGGCCAAUUAUCUUGCCACCUACGAUGGUGACGGGACAAUGCUGUUGGUCACUCACGAUGUACAGUUGCUCGAGUCUAUGGAUCACAUUGCGGAAAUUACACCCACUGGCAAUCUACAAGUCUACAAAUCCUGUACGUACCCUCAAUAUUUGGAAUUGAAACAGCAACGAGCGCUGGCAUCGCGGGCAGAAUUCGAGCGCAAUCAGGUAAAGGCAGCCAAACUGCAAGGCUUUGUAGAUAAAUGGGGAGCAUCCGCUACCAAGGCAUCUGCGGCUCAAUCCAGAGUCAAACAACUCGAAAAGAUGGGGCGAGAGGGAUUGUUGGAUGAGCCGGAUGAAGCAAUCGUGGCGGAGCGGUUCAAACCGACACUGGUCUUGCCAGACCCUCCGCGCGCUAUCGGAGACACCUUGUUGGCUCUCAACGAUGCAUCGGUUGGAUACGACAAUGACAAACCCCUUGUGGAAGGGGUCAAUUUGGAAAUUGUGAGAGGAAUGAAAUUGCUUAUCCGGGGUCCCAAUGGAGCAGGGAAAAGCACAUUGCUUCAUUCGUUGAGAGGAACACUGCCUCUGAUUGAGGGAGAGCGGACCAAAAAUGCACAGCUUGAAUUGGGUGUUUUCACUCAAGACUUGGCCCAAGAGCUUGAUGGUGAAUCGAGGGCCGUUGACAUUGUCACACAGUAUGCCCGAACCGGAUUUGACGUCACUAUUUCGGAUGAACAAGCCAGAGGUGUCAUGGGUAGGUUAGGGCUGACAGGUGAAAAGGCGUUGCGCAGAAUCAAAGAGCUGUCAGGAGGCGAAAAGGCGCGAGUUGCUUUGUCAAACUUUUCCAUCAAACCAUCAAACUGCAUAUUGCUGGACGAAGUGUCAAAUCAUUUGGAUCAGGAAUGCGUGGAGGCACUCAGCGACGCCCUGACCGAUUGGGGCAAAGAUGAUGGGGCUGUUGUGGUGAUAUCUCACGACAAAGAAUUCUGUUCCAAGGUGGGUUUCACUCAUGUCGCCACGGUCUCAGAUGGCAAGUUCAAGCUAGAACAAAGAAGCAUGAGAAACGACGACUGGCAAGUAGUCAGAACGACAUUGGGUGAGACUGACAAGGAGGGAACCGAAACAGGGCAACCAGCCAAAGCUGAAGUCGAUCCAGCAAUUCGAAAGAAGUUGUUCAAUGCACCUAAAAGAAUAUCAAAGUUGGAGGAACUGCUAGAAAAGACCGAGGAAGAAAUCGCGUCUCUGGACGAAGAAAUGUUAGCCAACGGGAGUGACGUGGGAAAGCUAGUCGACUUAUCCAAGAAAAAGGAAGAGCUGGAAGCUAAGGUCGAAGAGUACAUGGAGGAAUGGGAAGAGUUGGAGAUGCUCCUGGCCGAAUCACAAUAGGCAUCAACCAGUACAGUCUUCACCAACCAGUGAUUCAGCGGCUUGGUGUUGUGACCUGCACUGCCUGCAGCGUUUGGCAUUUCAAGGCUAAAAGGCUGCCCUGAAUAGUUCUUGCGUCAAAAUCGGAAAACCAACGCAAGCACCCAAAGCAACAACCACAAAAGAUUCAUCACGAUCCACCAGGGAGCGGGACUGCUAGUAGUGCCUCAGGGCGUUUGAUAUUGAUGACUGGCUAUAGCAAAAUCGCAGUAAAUUGAUUCCCUCUUAGUCAACAUCGAAUCAUUCAAGAUUUA